AUGGCACCAUCACAUCUCCCCCUCUUCGGCGGCUCCCGAGCCUGGAACCCCUCAGAUUGGACCACCUCCGAUGACCGCGUCCGCGGUGGCUCCUCAAUCUCAGCCCUAACCUGCUCUGCAUCCUCCCUAACGGCAAUCUUCCACGGAAGCCUAGACAUAAAAACCCUAGGCGGUGCAGGCUUCGCCUCCCAACGCACAUCAGGCGAAUCUCGAACCUGGGAUCUUUCAGCCUACGACGGGAUAGAACUUGUUCUUGAUGAGCGCCAAACGGACGGGAAGGUUUAUACUCUUACGUUGAAGGAUGAGGUUCUUCCCAAGCGGCCUGAUGGACGGGAACAGAGUACCGUUAGCUGGGAGUAUGAUUUUAAAGCUACGGAGGGGAAGAUUUUGAUGAAGUUUGCGGAUUUUAGAGCGACUUAUCGGGGGCGGGAAAGAGAUGAUGUUGCGGAGUUAAAUUUGAGGAAUAUUAAGAGGUUUGGUAUUAUGAUGAGGAGUUUCUUUGGGGAUCAGGAAGGUCCGUUCGAAUUGGGGAUUGUUUCUAUUUCCGCAGUGCGAAACGAGAAGCAGAUUCAUCCCCAUGAGGAGGAUGAGGAGGAGGAGGAGGAGGAGGUUUUUGAUGAGAAAUUGGUUGCCUGGGGGCGGGAGAGGCGGUCUGGGUGGUUCUCGUGGUUGAGUUCUUGUCUUGGAUGUUGGUCUUGA
Messenger RNA from Penicillium longicatenatum, 699 nucleotides. RefSeq names its product CIA30 family protein. Bases 1 to 699 code for a protein of 232 amino acids. Gene Ontology annotation, biological process: NADH dehydrogenase complex assembly. The record is from RefSeq and is a predicted model, not a curated record. Lineage: Eukaryota; Fungi; Ascomycota; Eurotiomycetes; Eurotiales; Aspergillaceae. The transcript is spliced from 3 exons.